Messenger RNA from Triticum dicoccoides, 732 nucleotides. RefSeq names its product chromatin structure-remodeling complex protein SYD-like. The coding region runs from base 181 to 522 and encodes 113 amino acids. Lineage: Eukaryota; Viridiplantae; Streptophyta; Magnoliopsida; Poales; Poaceae. The record is from RefSeq and is a predicted model, not a curated record. The transcript has 2 exons.
UCAGGCUUGCUGUUUUGGCCUUUUCUCUUGGCUGCAUUCUCAUGUCACUGUCCCGGCAAAUCGUAUCGAUCUUGUAGUCUUCUCCAGUUGCAGAUCCAAGGAGGGGAGGAUAGGACGGCAACUAGGCAAGCAUACUCAAGAACUUGCAGCAUCAACAACACCGAGAACGGCUGAGCAGAGAUGCUUCCUUCGACGGCUCGCCCUGCAGGUGCCGCGGCCUACACGCAGCCGCAGCUGAGGCAGAUGAGGGCGCAGUGCAUCGUCUUCCUCGCCUUCAAGAACCAGAUGGAGCCCAGGAAGCGGCACCUCGACAUCGCGCUCGGUGAGGAUGACAUCGACGGGGCCGGCUGCCACGGCGAGACGACGACGAGCUCGCCUUCUCAAGCCUCGUCGUCCUCUGCUGCACCGUUGCCGCUGCCCCACCUCCUGCCCAUCUCCUCGCUGCGGCUGUCUCCGCCGGUGACGGAGCAGGAGCAGGAGAAUCGCCACCGCAACGACGACCCUGAAGCAAAGCACGAGUAGUUGAUUGAUGGUUGUAUUCUCUUGUCGCCCCUGCUGGGCCAUCGACCAAAAAUGAAUGAGUUUCCGUUCGGAUACAAAGUGUUGUUCUCAUACAUACAUACAUAUAACAACUUCGAUUAGCUUUCUCAUACAUACAUACAGCAACUUUGGUUAUCUUUCUACCAUCAUUUGUGUAGCAUCAUUUGUAUAGGUCACUGUACGUAUAUGAAU